Messenger RNA from Mucor mucedo, 1617 nucleotides. Its product is annotated as major facilitator superfamily domain-containing protein. Bases 112 to 1584 code for a protein of 490 amino acids. The record is from RefSeq and is a predicted model, not a curated record. The transcript has 5 exons. Lineage: Eukaryota; Fungi; Mucoromycota; Mucoromycetes; Mucorales; Mucoraceae. Gene Ontology annotation, biological process: biotin import across plasma membrane. Gene Ontology annotation, molecular function: dethiobiotin transmembrane transporter activity; solute:proton symporter activity; biotin transmembrane transporter activity. Gene Ontology annotation, cellular component: membrane.
CUCAUUUUUUUUUUAUGAUCCUCGUGUGACCGCCUGGGGAUUUCCCGAUUGAGUGGAAAUAAAGGGUGCAUUUACCGAAAAAAAAAAGUAAAACGGCUGUUUACUUGGAACAUGAGUGAUGCAUCAGUAAAAGUCGAUAUUCGGCAAAGAUCAAGUCCAUUAGUAGUGACCGAUGGAGCAUCAACAAGUACUCUCCAGGAUAAGAACGAAGAGAAAAAAUUGUUGAAGAAGAUUGAUUGGCGCAUUGUUCCUUGGAUUUUUUGUCUGUAUUUCUUGUCAGUGGAAGAUCGAUCGAAUGUGGGAUUUGCCAUGACGAUGAAUAAGGAUGUGAAUCACACAUUGGCAGAUACUGCGGGAUUAACACCACAAGAGAAUAACAUUGGCUUGGGGUUAUUCUACGUAGCUUACAUCAUUUUCGAAGUGCCUUCCAACUUGAUGAUGGCACAUGUUAAUCCAGCUCACUGGAUUGCACGUAUCAUGAUCACAUGGAGUAUUGUUGUUUGUUGUAUGGUGGCUAUUUCAAAAGCAUGGCAUUUCUAUUUGUUACGUUUUUUGUUGGGAUUGUUUGAAGCUGGAUUUUGGCCAGCUUAUUAUUACACGUUAUGGUACACACCGGAAGAGAUUUCAGCUCGUCUCGGCGUAGUAUAUCUAGCGGGACCUACAUCAGGUGCGUUUGGAGGAUUGAUCUCUGCCGCAGUGCAAUUAAUUGAUACGCGUGGUAAUUUAUACGGUUGGCAAUGGUUAUUUUUAUUCUCGGGAUUGAUUUCCAUCAUCUUUGGUGUCAUUACCAUUUUUUAUUUACCUUCCACACCUGAGAAAUCCACCAAGUUCUUGACCGAGGAUGAACGUGUGCGCAUCAAAAAAAGAUUGGAAGCAUCUACUCAAGAAAGAGCUGUGUUGGACACUGUUGAGGAACGUAACAUGAAGCGUAAUUUGAAGCAAGUAUUAAGUGAAUUCAAGGACUUUAAAAUUUGGUUGUUUUGUGUCUUAUAUUUCACACCUGUGAUGGCAGCAACUUCCUUGGGUUAUUUUAUUCCCAAGAUUGUGCAACAGAUGGGUACAUUUACUUCCAUUCAAGUCAGUUUAAUGAGUAUUCCUCCCUUUGUCUUUGGUUGUAUCAUGGUCUAUAUCCUCACUCGACUCAGUGAUCAUUGCAAUAAUCGUGGCUUCUUUAUUAUUGGUGCAUCGUGUGCUGCUUUCGUAGGAUUCUGUAUUUUAAGUUUUGCAGAACCGAUCGGUGCCCGUUAUUUUGGACUUAUGGUCUUGGCUGGUGGCACAUACCCUACUGUUCCUUUAAGUAUGGCAUGGACUGCAAAUUCCAAGGAAGAUCCAGUAGCCGUUGCAUCCGCCACAGGUAUUGUAUCCUCGGUAGCAAAUUUCGGUGCCUUGAUCUGUACAUUUGCACUUUACUCUGGUUGGGCGUCGGAUGCACCUCGUUAUAUUGGCUCCAAUAUGAUUAACGGUGGAGCUAUGUUAAUUGCUGCCAUUUGUGCUUUUGGCUUAAGAAUUCACCUGUCAAAAUUAAACAAGAUCAUUGAACGAGAUGGUUACGUAGGCGACCGAACCUAUCCUUAUAUUCUUUAAUUAAUUCAUAAAUAAAAUAAAAAUAAAUAGUAC